AACAGCAGUCGCAAUCGCGCAGUAGCUCAGCUGUGAUGGCCGUUUCAGAGGCACUGCGGUCGCGCCACCGGAAACUCACCUGAAAGGCGACCGAUACCGGCCGCGUGCUUUCGCUUCUUCUACACUCCGCUGCCAACGACAGGUAUAAGAUGUCGGACACUAAUAUAGUGUCUGAAUGGCUGCGUGCCAUGCAUUUGGGGCAAUAUGCGGACAGCUUCAUCGACAACGGAUAUGAUGAUCUUGAAAUAUGCAAACAAAUCGGAGAGCCGGAUUUGGAUGCUAUAGGAGUGACUAAUGGUGCCCAUCGGGAAAUCAUCCGGCGGGCGGUCAGGAGGUUGAUUGAAGAAGGUGGUACCUCUGUUUAUUUCACUCUUGAAGAACAGCACAACUAUCAGAAUAACACCCAAAGUAGUUCGGACGAUUAUGAAAAUUGUGGUGGUGCGACCACAUUCGCUGCUGUAGCAUCGUGUUCGUCAUCACCUCUUCCAUCGCAAAGGCGGCCAGCUUUUUUCAGGCACCAAUCGGUGCCGUCCAACGUCCGUGGUAGCAAGUCCGGUUACCAUCACCAUCAUCGCAGCAACACGAAUCAUAUCACUCCAGAGACAACGUCACUGGAUUCUAUAAGGGAUAAUGUUACCGGUUGCAUGCCGCGGAUAUGUGGUGCAGAUGUCAACAGUAGUGAUGGACCCUAUCAGUGGACGUAUACCGUCGGGGACAGCGGUGGUAAGCGGUCGCCAGUACUCCAGAGGUCCACUCUCAGGUACUUGAGAGAAGAUGAAAGAGUCAUUCAUAACUGUGAACCGAAAAAAUCUAUCGCUUCCUUGCCAAGGAGGCUGGAGAAAGAGGGUUCAAAACCUUCCAGACGGACUGCCGUGGAUAGUGAAAAAUCAAGAAGGAUAGUGACAGAUAGCGAUGAGGAAAGUACACCGCACCUUUCGCCGAGAGUGCUUUGUGGACGACGAUAUAUCGACGAAUACGAGGAGGGCAAAGCUGAGCUCGGACGAUACCCUAAAAUGCAACUGAAGAACCUGGUGAAAGAAAGAUUAAUAAGGGACGGUAUUCGUCUCAGCGCUCAGCCAUACACAAAUUCGGUAAGCUUCAGUUCUUGUUCUGCUUUUCAAAUUUUGCGCAAAGUCUCAAGAAGUCUCAAGAAUUUGCGCAAAGUCUUCCAGACUUGGUUUUCGUAGAUGGUUAUGUUUGUGGAUUGCAUAAAACGAAUUUUUGUCUGAGCUAUAAUUUUUGUUGCAGAAGAAAAACUUUAGUAAAAAUUACUUUUUAGACCAAGAAAAAGUCGUAACUGUUUUGU
Messenger RNA from Stegodyphus dumicola, 1306 nucleotides. RefSeq lists its product as uncharacterized. NCBI's taxonomy places the organism in Eukaryota, Metazoa, Arthropoda, Arachnida, Araneae, Eresidae. Gene Ontology annotation, molecular function: protein binding. The record is from RefSeq and is a predicted model, not a curated record.